Sceloporus undulatus (fence lizard) is the source of this 414-nucleotide messenger RNA. RefSeq names its product signal peptidase complex subunit 1 (gene SPCS1). The record is from RefSeq and is a predicted model, not a curated record. The transcript has 3 exons. Gene Ontology annotation, biological process: protein targeting to ER. Gene Ontology annotation, cellular component: endoplasmic reticulum membrane; signal peptidase complex. Bases 21 to 362 code for a protein of 113 amino acids. Lineage: Eukaryota; Metazoa; Chordata; Lepidosauria; Squamata; Phrynosomatidae.
GAAUACUUGUCAGGGUAUUCAUGACAUACCUAUCACACUAUCAGAAAAGUACCGGUGCUAGCAAAUCUUUUUUUCUUUCUUUCUUUCCACAGGACUACAAAGGACAGAAACUAGCAGAGCAGAUUUUUCAGGGAAUAAUUCUUUUCUCUGCCGUAAUUGGCUUUAUUUGUGGAUACAUCACUGAACAAUUUGGCUGGACAGUUUACAUAGUAAUGGCUGGAUUUGCUUUAUCAUGCCUGCUUACACUCCCUCCAUGGCCCAUAUACCGUCGUAAUCCUCUGAAGUGGCUCCCAGUUCAGGAAGUGGCAACAGACGAUAAGAAGCCAGCAGACAGAAAAGUAAAAAGGCACCCUAAAAACUGAAAAGCAGUGUAUCUUGUAUCUUUUUCUGUCAUUAAAUUUGCUCUAAAAUUUA